UUCCCGUACGAGUGGCCCACCCGAACGAGUGGCCCACCAAAACACCAAAACGCGUCAAUGUGACUAUAGUCAACAAUGCCACGACCAACACAAGCCAAAUCCUCUAAUCAAGAGGAUAGAAUACUAUUAGCUAUGCAAGCAAUUAAACAAGGCCAGUUUCAAAGUGUCCGAGUAGCUGCAGCAUCGUACGAUAUCCCUCGAACAACACUACGUCGACGAAUUCAAGGAAUGACAUCCCGACGCGAUUCUACACCUAACUUACAGAAGUUGACUCCGUACGAAGAGUCAGCUCUUGUUCAGUAUAUCCUCGACCUAGAUUCACGUGGAUUUCCACCCCGGCCACAAGCUGUACAAGAAAUGGCUGACCUUCUACUCUCUGAACGAGGCGAGAGCCCUGUUGGGAAGAACUGGGCUACAGGCUUCAUAACGCGUCGUACGGAAAUCAAAUCAAAGUUUAGUCGGAAGUACGACUAUAAACGAGCAAAAUGCGAAGAUCCUAAGAUAAUUCAAGAGUGGUUCUCUCUCGUACGAAACACAGUUGCAAAAUACGGCAUCUUAGAGUAGG
Molecule: messenger RNA, 565 nt
Organism: Pseudogymnoascus verrucosus
Lineage: Eukaryota; Fungi; Ascomycota; Leotiomycetes; Thelebolales; Thelebolaceae
Exons: 1
Coding region: 76-564 (162 amino acids)
Molecular function (GO): DNA binding
Source: RefSeq, a predicted model, not a curated record